AGCACAGAAAAAGUGGAGUCAUGUAAUAUUGAUGCUUCUAGAGUUGUGCAGGUGCCUUUGGGUAAACGCAGGCGCGCGCUGAACCCGCCGCAUGUGAUUUCCAGCUUCAGUCAUGUUGGCAGCACGAUGCGCGGCGGAGACGGGCGCGGGGCUGUGAAACCGGACCCUCUGCCAAGGAUGUCGACGAACCGGAGUCCCUGGAACCUCAUCCAACCCGGGAUAUAGCCUCUAUAUGGACUGAUAUGUGUUUUUCUGUACAAGUGCGGGUUGCUUUAUCUUUCGUUUUUUUGUUGUUUUCUUUUUUCUUCUUCUUCUCCCCCUGCUGCACACAGUGUAUAGUGGACCUGGAUGCCGUGUGGGCGAAGCAGCCACAAGGGAUAUAUUGUGAUUUGGCGGAGAUGUUUUAGCCAGCGUUGCAUAGAUUAAAAACAAGAAAAGGAGGAGGGAUCAAAUAAGAGAUCGCCACCUGUUACAAGAAAUUCAGACUUCACCUCUGCUGAGGAGCAGCAUGUUACCUUAGUCCCAUCCUCCUUGGUGCUGCAAUACAGCCACAGUUCAGGGACCUUUAGAAGAGAUUCCUUCCUCCAAACGAUAACCUCAAUCUGCUCUCCAGCAUUUGCUCUACUGGGAAUAACGCUGCUUACACAUACACACAGCCAGCAGGACAAAUGACAGAGUUGCUCUGCUGCCGCCCAAAUCUGACAGCCAUGAUCCUAAGAGGCCCCCUGCUACGGCUCAGAUCAGGGAUCAGCUCGCUGCUCGAUGGCUAGAUCUCAACACUUAAGGAGCUGGGGGCCUUUCUGUUGAGAAUCCCUCACUGCAUUGUAGCACAUGGAUUUCAAGACUGCAAAUGAAGAGACAAAGACUGGGAUUUAUUUGAUGCAAGAAGGUAAUGAAGAGCCGUUUAAUAUUCGACUACACUUGGCCAAAGAUAUUCUGACCAUUCAGGAACAAGAUGUCAUCUGCAUUUCAGGAGAACCUUUUUAUUCAAGCGAGAGGACUGUAACGAUCAGACGGCAGACGAUUGGAGGGUUCGGUCUCAGCAUCAAGGGCGGAGCAGAGCACAAAAUCCCUGUUGUGAUAUCAAAAAUAUCAAAAGAACAAAAAGCUGAACUCUCUGGGCUACUUUUCAUCGGAGACGGCAUCCUUCAGAUAAAUGGAAUAAAUGUCAGAAGCUAUCGCCACGAGGAAGUGGUGCAGGUUUUGAGAAACGCAGGUGAAGAGGUAACUCUGACGGUGUCCUUCCUGAAGAAGACUCCAGCCUUUUUGAAGCUGCCGUUGUGUGAAGACUGCACAUGCAUCCCCAGCGACCAGAGUAGUGGGACAUCAUCUCCUCUGUGUGACAGUGGCCUGCACUUGAACUACCACCCCAACAACACGGACACGCUGUCCUGCUCGUCCUGGCCCACUUCUCCAGGGCUUCGCUGGGACAAGAGAUGGGUGGACCUGCGCCUUAUUCCUCUGUUACACUCACGCUUGUCGCAGUACAUCCCUGGCUCUGACGUCUGCAGGAAAAAUGCUUUCCAGGUCAUAGCUGUGGAUGGAGUUUGCAGUGGAGUGAUACAGUUUCCCACUGCUGAAGACUGCUUGGACUGGCUUCAGGCAAUAGCGAGCAACAUUUCCAGUCUCACCAAGCACAAUGUGAAGAAGAUUAAUAGGAAUUUUCCAGUGAACCAGCAGAUCAUCUACAUGGGCUGGGUCGACGAGAAGGAGCAGGACUCUGUUCAAGAUCGGAUGUACUCACCAAAGUUCCUCGCUCUGAGGGGUUCCUCACUCUUCAAGUUCACGGCUCCUCCCGUGACGACAUGGGACUGGACCAGAGCGGAGAAAAGCUUUACCGUGUAUGAAAUAAUGUGCAAAAUUUUAAAGGACAGUGACCUUUUGGACAAAAGGAGGCACUGCUUCAGUGUUCAGACAGAGAGCGGGGAAGAUAUGUUCUUCAGCGUGGAGCUGGAAUGCGAACUGCUGAUCUGGGAAAAGGCUUUUCAGAUGGCCACAUUCCUGGAGGUAGAGAGGAUACAGUGUAAAACGUAUGCUUGCAUAAUGGAGAGCCACCUCAUGGGACUUACGAUUGACUUCAGCAUGGGCUUUGUGUGCUUCGAUGCUGCUUCAAAGCAAAACCUUCCACACUGAUGAGCGUUACUUUCAGCGCAACAUUCACUGACCGGUAAAAAAAAGUUUGGAUUUUUAGCUUCCGCCUGUUCUGAUCAGGUUGUCUGGUCAAGCAUAUAAUCGGCUAACUCCGGUUACCAGCCAAGGCAUUCCUCUAUCAUGCCUUCAAAUAUGGAAGAGCCGUCUCCUCAGUGGAAGUGUUGCCUACAGUUGGAUGAAACUAAUCGUGAUGCCUCGGCUUCCUCUUUUCAUUUUUUUAUUUUUUUAUUUUGUUGCUGCUUACUUAAUCUGCUCACGGUGCAUUUUAGGAGUGUGUGCACAUUUGUUUUGACGGCUGGACCCCCAAAGCCAAAACCUCUUACUGCAGCAUACAGUUCAUUUUGGCCUUUCCCCAAGUCUGACAGCCAUGCAUACUACUCCACUGGUGCACAUUAUGUUGAUGAGAAGGAGACAAGCACUGCCAUAUUGUUCUCUAAGAUUUUGGCUCUAAUUUCAGCAUUGCGUGGCAACAAUGUUCCCUAAGCAUGAUAAUAUUCUUGCCAGACUAUUGUUUAUAGAGAUAAAUGCACCCAGCACAAUCCAUAUGCAAACUGCAAUUGCAGGCAAUAAGGAAUGGGAUUAUUCCGUAAUUAAAAACUGCUUUUGGCAAGUUUGAAAAAGAAAACAUUCUGCUUUCUGUCAAAAACCAACCAAAAUGUAACUGUUUGACAGAUAGAUCUGUAAUCUUUGGGCUCAAGAUACAAACAGAUCUUCUUCCAUCCUUGCAGUACUGUUUCCAUAUGGUCAACAUGCAAAACAAAGAUAACACUGGAUAAAAUAUUUAUGGUUAAUCUCCACGACCAUCUAUCUGCCAGUGUUUACGUUUGGAGUUGUUCCUCUCAUGUCUGCGGUUUUCUUUGACUGUUCACACACGAGAGUCAAGUAAACGCACCUAUGACCUUUCAAAAAUGAGCACACAGUGGGUGGAUGGAUGACUCAUUCCAUGUAUAUGGUACUUACAACUGUUUAAUAUGUUGCGUACAUUAAAUAAGUAAACUGGAACAGAUAUAUACAGUUAUGUGCAGAACCCUUUAAUCAGAAUUGUUUUGUAUCUGAUGCCAAUCGGACAGGCCAGUCUCAAUAUGCUACUUCAACGCAAUAUGCUUAUAUUCUUGUAGACCUCCUAAAACUCUUCUUGAACAUUUAAUGUGGAGUAAAAUGUUCCCCAAUGGAAAAUUUGAUUGUAGCAGGAUGGUAAAUAAUUUCUUCACUUGUUAAAUGGUUUAUAUAGCAUGACUUUUCUACUUUGAAGUAGUAUACAGUGUAAUAAUUAUAUUAAA
This is a messenger RNA of Girardinichthys multiradiatus, 3431 nucleotides long. RefSeq names its product syntrophin, gamma 1 (gene sntg1). Gene Ontology annotation, molecular function: protein binding; structural molecule activity. The transcript is spliced from 18 exons. The coding region runs from base 832 to 2133 and encodes 433 amino acids. NCBI's taxonomy places the organism in Eukaryota, Metazoa, Chordata, Actinopteri, Cyprinodontiformes, Goodeidae. Gene Ontology annotation, cellular component: intracellular anatomical structure; dystrophin-associated glycoprotein complex. The record is from RefSeq and is a predicted model, not a curated record.